UGUACUAAAUUAACAGUAUCAGUUGGUAAGCUGCAUGCAGAACACACUAUAUAAAUUACGUUGACUUCAACAUAAAUUUGAAGAGCUAAACAAAGCUAUUCGCCUGGUCAGAUAAUUGGACCGGCCAGCUUAUAUAAUUCAAAUACCGGAUGACUCUAUAUAGCAGAUCUGUGCAACGUCUGCUUGACAGCUGGCCUGGUAAGCAGCGCUUUGGCAUCUACCGCUUUCUGCCGAUAUUCUUUGUUCUGGGCGCGGCGCUGGAGUACUCCAUGAUCAACUGGACUGUGGGCGAGACGAAUUUCUAUCGCACUUUCAAGCGCAGGCAGGCGAAAAACUACGUGGAGGAUCAAUUGCAACAGCAGCAGCAUCAACUACAGGAAUCGAUUUAAUCAUGCCCGCCGGAGU
This is a messenger RNA of Drosophila arizonae, 405 nucleotides long. RefSeq names its product sloth 1 (gene sloth1). Lineage: Eukaryota; Metazoa; Arthropoda; Insecta; Diptera; Drosophilidae. The record is from RefSeq and is a predicted model, not a curated record.